GUUCUUGAACUUGGAGUGGAUCGGUUUCCGUGCAGGUGGGGAUUGCAGUCCGGUUGCCGUGGAACGUCACACCUUGACUGUCUUUCGAAUCGUCAAGAACGAUCGGCCACUAGUACCUCGAGCAACAGUAGUGAUAUCUGCGAGGAAAUCAUGUUGGCGAUAAACAUGAGAAUAUUCAAGACCGUUUUCGUCCUGGUGAUACUGUCUAGUCUGGUCUUAGGAUAUCCUCUGGAACUGCAGAUGUCUAAGGAACACGUGCAAUCUUCAAAGCCUGAUGUUAUUGAAGAUCAUUACGAUCAGCGACAGAAUGGUACUGAUAAUUAUCGCAUUCACGUGGAUGGCGUCGUCCUCGUCGUUGCUCCUAUAGAAGGUUUGCUUCUGGCUGGUGGAUUGGGUGGUGCUGAAAAUACACCAAAUUUAUCAAUACUUGGUCAGAAUGGUUUCUUGGCACAAUCAAAACCUGAAACAGUCAAUCUUACCAAUCCAAAACCUGACGCUGAGGAUAUGAAACCGAUCGACGCUAAAUCUGCCCACAGGUCCAGUCUGCGUCUCGUUAAUCUGAUCGCUCCUCUUUUGAGACGCAUCCAUCAGUGAAGAGUACAGUGCAUGCAAGGGUUAAUGGAGACUUUUCGAAAUUAGCACAAUUCUUAUUCGUUUUCCUGAUCUACCAUUUUUUUUUUCGCCUAUAUGAUUCUGAUUACAAUUUUUAUUUGUUACUACUGUAUGAGUGGGAGUGAGACUGAAAAAAAUAUUCUGCUUUAAAAAAUCUGAAAUAUAAUAAAACGUAUUUUUAAUAAUUAUAA
Messenger RNA from Cephus cinctus (wheat stem sawfly), 803 nucleotides. RefSeq lists its product as uncharacterized. NCBI's taxonomy places the organism in Eukaryota, Metazoa, Arthropoda, Insecta, Hymenoptera, Cephidae. Bases 151 to 594 code for a protein of 147 amino acids. The transcript is spliced from 2 exons. The record is from RefSeq and is a predicted model, not a curated record.